Messenger RNA from Mastomys coucha (southern multimammate mouse), 1418 nucleotides. RefSeq names its product serine dehydratase like (gene Sdsl). Lineage: Eukaryota; Metazoa; Chordata; Mammalia; Rodentia; Muridae. Gene Ontology annotation, biological process: L-threonine catabolic process; L-serine catabolic process. The coding region runs from base 264 to 1253 and encodes 329 amino acids. Gene Ontology annotation, molecular function: threonine deaminase activity; L-serine ammonia-lyase activity. The record is from RefSeq and is a predicted model, not a curated record. The transcript has 8 exons.
AUGAGCCUGGGUCGUUCACAAGCUGUGAGCUGCAUGAGGAAGAUAGAGCUGCAUGAGGAAGACAGAGAGGGUUGAAUACCCCCAUGAGUUCAUCUUCGUCAUUUUUUGUUGUGAGUCCUCACCAGGACUCCAGACUCAGGAGCUGUCCCUUUAACAAGGAGGAGGGGCCAAGCCCUGGUAGCGGAAGCUGAUCUGGUAGCCCCUGAGUCCAGGUUGGUCCUGGCUGGGCUGUCCUCCAGGAAGGUGGUCGGCGUGCUGCUGGAAUGGAGGGAGCCUCGGCAGGGCGUGUGGGGGCGGAGCCUUUCCACAGGGUCACGCCCCUGCUGGAGAGCUGGGCUCUGUCUCAGGUGGCAGGCAUGCCCAUCUUGCUCAAAUAUGAGAAUGUGCAGAUAGCUGGCUCCUUUAAGAUCCGGGGCAUCGGUCAUUUCUGCCAGCAGAUGGCCAAGAGGGGAUGCAGGCAUCUGGUGUGCUCCUCAGGGGGCAACGCGGGCGUUGCGGCCGCAUACUCGGCUCGGAAGCUGGGCAUCCCCGUUACCAUCGUGCUCCCAGAGAGCACCUCCAUGCAGGUGGUGAGGCGGCUGGAGGGGGAGGGGGCCGAGGUCCAGCUGACUGGGAAGGUCUGGGAUGAAGCCAACGUAAAGGCACAAGAACUGAGCACAAGGGACGGCUGGGUGAAUGUGUCCCCAUUUGACCAUCCCCUCAUAUGGGAAGGCCACGCCAGUCUAGUACGGGAGCUGAAGGAGUCGCUGGGGACCCCUCCAGGUGCCGUGGUGUUGGCCGUGGGGGGCGGAGGGCUCCUGGCAGGUGUGACUGCUGGCCUGCUGGAGGUGGGUUGGCAGCAUGUGCCCAUUGUUGCCAUGGAGACCCGCGGGGCACACAGUUUCAACGCGGCCUUGAAGGCAGGCAGGCUGGUCACUCUGCCAGACAUCACCAGCGUAGCCAGGAGCCUGGGAGCCAAGACGGUGGCUGCACGGACCUUGGAGUGUGCGAAGGAGUGUGAAGUCCUCUCCGAGGUAGUAGAAGACCAGGAGGCCGUCAGCGCCGUGCAGAGGUUCCUAGAUGACGAGCGCAUGCUGGUGGAGCCUGCCUGCGGUGCCGCCCUGGCGGCUGUGUACUCAGGCAUCCUGGGGAGGCUCCAGGCUGAGGGCCGCCUGAGUCCCUCCCUGGCUCCCGUUGUAGUCAUCGUGUGUGGUGGCAACAACAUCAGUAGCCAACAGCUUCAGGAGCUGAAAACCCAGCUGGGCUGCAGCUGAAGAAUUCCAGAGACCCCAGAGGUUCCUGGACACCUGGUGGUCACCCAAGGGGCCUUGGUUCCAGCGGUCCUGCCCUCUUCCUCCAGGUAGCCCUUCUAGGUUGCUCUCGGUGGCUCCCUGCAGUCCAGUGAAUAAACCUGCCUGAGCUGAGCAUGUGGCUCCCAG